AUUGUCUCAAAAAUAAAAGGUGAGUCCGAUGUGGAUAAUAAUGAAGCAGAGCCACUUUUACACGGAUACCGUUUUCUUUGCGCAGCAGAGGAGGGAACCGUAUCUCCAAAGAGCUGGUGUUUAAUUGCUUCUAAAAACCCACCACCACGACCGAAGGAGGGGGGAGGAUUAUAGCAGCCUUUUUUUUCUCUUGUGGAGCCCGUGGUGAAUUUACCCUGUGGAUAAAGUGAAGUUUUCCAAAAGCCUGACGUCUGUCUGUAAUCUGCUCCGUAGCCCUGUGUGUGCAGGGCUGUGAGGCUUCGCACUGAGUGGAUAUCAAGCAAUUUCAACGCGCACGUUUCCUCCAGUGGUGAUGCUGAUCACGAUGAUGAGUCGCAGGACGGACACGGAGAGGAUACCCGGAGCUUAGGGAUGACAUCCACACCGUCUUAGCUAAAUGUGGAUACCGAUGCCGCGGGGAAGGAUGGGCCCUAUCCUCCCGCCCGCCCUGGUCCUCCUGCUGGCCCUGGGCACCGCGUCUCCGGCCUCUGUGGGGAACCCCGAGGAUUACGCCGCGGACGAGGCGGAGCGGACCACCGGCGACAACAUGGUCUUCGACGAUUACCGGGGGAAAGGAUGCGUGGACGACAGCGGCUUCGUCUACAAACUCGCGGAGCGCUUCUACCCGGGACACUCGAACUGUCCGUGCGUGUGCACGGAGGACGGGCCCGUGUGCGACCAGCCCGAGUGCCCCAAACUGCAUCCCAAGUGCACCAAAGUGGAGCACAAUGGCUGCUGCCCCGAGUGCAAGGAGGUUAAAAACUUUUGCGAGUACCGAGGGAAAACGUAUAAGAUCCUGGAGGAAUUCAAGGGUUCCCCAUCAGAUGAGGAAGGGACCAUCCCACCCAACACGGCAGCCAGUGUGCCUCUGGCCUCAGCGCAGCUGCAAUCAAGAACCAGGAGCUAUAGGCCGUCACCCUGCGAAUGGUGCCGCUGCGAACCAAAUAACGAGGUGCACUGCGUGGUGUCUGACUGCGCCGUCCCAGAGUGCGUCAACCCCGUGUACGAGCCGGAGCAAUGCUGCCCCAUCUGUAAAAACGGUCCAAAUUGCUUUGCCGGAACCACGAUCAUCCCAGCCGGAAUUGAGGUAAAGGUGGACGACUGCACCAUCUGUCGCUGCCACAACGGAGACUGGUGGAAGCCUGCACAGUGCUGGCGGCGGGAGUGCCUCAACGGCCAGUCGUUGUCAUAGAGAGACUCCGCCGGGAAUGGUGGAAAAGCUCAGGCAAGGCCCUGCCUACUACUGCACCAUUUUGUAUGAUUGACAGGGCAGGAGCACAAUUCCUACAUUACCUGAGACAGCAUAGUAUCGAGGAGAUGCACUCACAAAGCUUCACACAAACAACGAAUCUAGCCACCAAGAAGAAGACGGAACUUGUCUCCUGGCCGCUUCCACCCUCCAGUUUUAAUCGUCCGAUAUAUUUUCAAGAAGUUGACUCGCUUGACUUGCUGCUCUCACACACAAAACGUUUCUAAGCUCCUGGGACUCUUUCCUAACUGAUGGCAAUGUUGAAUUGCUCAUGUUGAUUUCAGUGUGUAUGUCAUCUGCUUGUCUGUCUGUCACAAUCACGCAGGUGCAAAUUGCAACAGCAGGAAAAACAAACCGUAAGCACACUUAACAGCGCUUUUUUUGGAGGGUUCAUACGAGGUUUGAAAGCACUGCAAAGGUGUGUUUGAGUUUCACAAUUUCACUCUAAGAGCUUGUUUACAAAAUGCACAUCACACAAACGUUUGUCUCCAUGUUGUUUUAUCACUAUGGCAGGAAAGUCACCUUUAAGACUUGGACGAUGCUACUCUCACUUUUAUAAACCACAUCACAACACAGUGACUUUAUUGAUCAUCGCACCACAGUUUUGAGUCCUGUCUCUAUUGUUGCAGCAGAGGCAGACACACAUUGAUAUUGUAUAGUCAGCUGAAGAACAGAAAAGACGGUAACCAGCAAGUAUGAAAAACAACUUCGGGCAGCCCCUUCCAGCUUAAUUGUCGUUAUUGUUUUCUCUCAGAGGUCCAUAUCCUCCAAAAUAUUCCCACUAACUAACUGCUUGAACUUGUUAUCAAAGCAAUUAGCCAGCAGAGAGCAGCCUGCUUUAAUUUCCCUUAAUCACGGAGUAUUCUGCGAUAAAUCAUCCAGCUGGGUGCUUUGGCGCUGCCGCAGCCUGCAUGCUGGGUAGCUCUCGACGCGAACCGGCAGACAAAAGGAGGGAAUCUGCAUUUGUCUAAAUGCUUUUAAGGAGCAUUUGCAUGCACAUUGUCCGUGUGAGCGUACACAAGCACCCCAUUCAUCCACAGUCUCACAGACACAGUGUGUUGAUCUUCACCCACUGAAGCACUAAAACCUAUAAGGCUUGUUAAGAUACAAAGCGGUUACAUUAACCCACUGCUAAAGAUUACCUAAUUAAUUUUUAGUUAUACCCCGAUACAGAAUAGAAAAGCUAAUCCACAGUGGCCAGGGCUAAGUUAAUAUAUUGUUUUAAUAUUUUACCCCAGAUCUCAGUGGCCCUCAAUGGUCCGGUCAAAAAGAAAAAAAAAAAUCACCCAACCAGCGUCCAAAACAUUUUGUUUUUGAGAUGAUAAAUACUAGUCAUUAAUUCAAAGGUGAAAUCCAGAAAGCUUGUUCCAUUCAUCACAAGAGUUUAUUCCAUUUCCAGAAAAUCCGUCCCUGUUAACCUUUUAGACCCUAUUUCUGGGCUGUGAUGGAUGGGCUGCUUAAUAGCAGCUCUCUGUACUGUGUAAUGAGACAGAAAUGAACGUAGGGAUAAAGGGCUGACGAGUAAAGAGUUAUAUUACCUUAAAAGGCACAAAAACUCAUUUUUGGAAGAAUCUCAAAGCCUGCAAAGUCAGCUGUGUUUUUUAACUGCAGUACAUGGGUGGUGGCGGAAUUAGAAGUGAAAGGAUGUGGGUGGAGUCCAGUCUUAGGUGUAACCGUGAAGCCGGAGUCAGUGUCAUCAUUAAGCUGCAGUGAUUUAGUGUCUUUCAGUGGGCAAAGACAGGCCUCAUCUAUCUGGCUUGAGGUCUGCAGCCGCAUAAAACAAAACUGACAUGUAUGGUUUAUCAAUCUCGGCCCCAAAACGCCAGACAUUUUCGGAUUAAUAAGAGGUGCUUCAUUUAUCUUAAUUACUUGAAAUGCCAAAUAAUUAUUCAGCCGUUACAUGGAUCCCCAAAAAAGUACUGGAAUAACUUAACUGAGUAGCAACAGUGGAAGACUGAAAUGAGUGUGUCAUUUGACAAGAUAGAGGCAUCUCUGUCACCAUCGAUGUCUUACUGCUGCCUUUGCUGAUGAACAGUAACAAAGCAUGGCCUUUGACUUCAUGCUGCAUGGACAGCCCUGACGUCUUUAAAUGCUACUUUGUUUGAAUCCUCUGUGAUGGUUUAGUUACGUUUUCACUAAAACUAGUCUUUAUUUGACCCUUGGACAUUCCAGUAACAGCCAGCAGUGUCAAUGAGCAGGAGUAUAAAGGACGAGGAAUGUUCAGCUAAAAAUACAGAUUCCAGUUCCCAUUGGCUUUAAAAAGACACAAUAUUAAGAUAGAAGUAAAUGUGAGAAACAGCAAAAAUAGCAGAUCUGGGUACCCGGGCAACUUGAUCCUUGUGACAUUGUGCUGUAAACUUGAUCUGAUACAGCUAUAGUGCUACACUACCAUGGCUGCUCAUCUCAAUUUUACAAGCCGCUUUUAUCAACUAGAUGUGAAAGUAGGAUUGCAAAAAGUGAGUCAAACCAUUCAGACCAUUCUCAACUGCUCGACACACAAGAGUUGUGAUUCAUGAUAGAUUAUAGUGGGAAGACAAAAUAAGGUGAAAUCAAGUCAGAGCAGGAGCUCCAGUCAAGAGACCAGUGGAAGAGUAUUUUCUUCACUCCAGCAAAUGGGAUGCAGGCAUGCAGCAGGACUAUACUAUUCACACUGCUCCGCACUAAAAAUUCAAUAGGUUUGAUCCUGUUGAAAUGAAAAUUAUGAUCAGUGUGGCUGUAGAUCAACAUACAGUAGAUGGCUAUUGUCUGUCGCUAGAGAGGAAGCUAUACUUUUAAAAAACACAUUGGGUGUUCAUGCGGCACACAUGCACUACAUGUAUUUCAGAGUGAGAGAGCCUCUCCUUGGACAAAGAAUGCAAAAUGACAUUUCUCCUUCAAAUAUGUGAAGCUGCACUGUUCCAAGGACAGAUGAGCAGUACACUCUGCCUUUGUUCAUUUUCUGCCAAGAAACUUAAGUAUUUGUUUGUCUGCGAAUGUCUUUGCAAAUGACCCCCACGUGUACUUGCAUCAUUUCCACAGCAGGCUUGUACAUGAAGAUGAACCAUUCACUCUUUUCAUGAGACACCGACUUACUGUAGCUGGAAACUAAUGAAAGAUUGUGUUUUUUUUCCCUCCUUUAAGUUUUUUCAGCAACAAAACUGUUACAUAAAAGUGUGCCUGAACAACACAGAGUUCUAUCUGGAAUAGGAAGAGAGAAACACUGUUAUUAUACAAUCAAUUGUGUUAUAUUGUGGGGCACCAAGGGUCUGUUCGUGUGGAACUUCUAUGUCUUACAAUAUCAUUUCUAUUACAGAUUUGAAAUUUAUGUUUGUAAAUCAAAAGCAUCUUUGAUUGUAUAUGAAUACAUGCUCACACAGGUUCACCCUGAACUGUACAAGAGACAAAAGGUCCAAAUUUGAAACGGUAAACAACCCCUGGUGCUCCCCAUGUUGUUCAUAUGUAAAUAUCUUCCAACGUAUAAUGUGUAUUCUGAAAUCUGAGGUGGAGUAAAAAAAAAAAAAAAAUACAAGAUAUAAGAAAUGUGUAUUAUUCAUUGAGACGAAAACUAUUUUGUUAAAUAGACCUAAAAGAAGUUGUGAUUCAGCGAAAGAGAGUGUUGUUUUUUUUAUUCAUUUUCCAUUGUUAAUGCUCACUCUGAUCAAAACCAUAGACUGUAUAGAAAGAGUAGCAUGACUGCUCCCAAAAGGUGAAGCUGAAGUGUCUUGAUUGCCUCCUGGUGGCUGGCUUCUAUACAGGUCAUUAUCCCGCCUCCAUGUUCGUGGAAGGGAAAGUACACGUCAAAUAAAUGUUUCUCAAAUAUUUAAUUAAUUUAUUAUUUGAUUCUAUAAAUAUGUUUGGGAGCCAAUACUGACUCAUGAUUGGUCAAGUGUGUGUAUAGGCGGGACCUCAAUACUGUGGCUUCACACCACGAUCGCUACUGCUCAGACUCUGGCUUCAAUUCUGGAUAGCUGGAGACACGUCCUCUAUCUUUAUAUACAGUCUAUGAUCAAGACACACAAGUAGAAAAUACUUAUUUCUUCACUUUGAAAAGCACCACAGCUACUGACACAUACAUGUAUGACGGGUGUGAGGUGGAAUUCAUUUGAUACUAAAGCAAAUCUCUUCUGCUAUGUUCUCCAUGUAAUAAAACCACACAAGUAAAUGCAAACUUAACAGCUGACCUGGGACACAACAAACCUUAAGUUCAUCUUUACUCGGAACAGAACAUUUCUGAAUAAGUAUAAAGGUACAACGUUUUCCUGGCUCACAGUUCUCAGAGAGAAAAUACCAGCGGUUAAUGUGGUUGUUGUAAAGCUCAGCGAGUUCAAGGGCAUUACUCACAAGUUCAUUCCUCCAUUCCAUUUCAUUACAAGUCAGUCCGAGCUUCUAUCUCGUCCAUGCUGCUAAUUGCCUUCUCCCACCUCCCACCGUGGAUAAGAAAAGGGAAGCAAUUUUAUGCAGCACAUUGCAAUCAAUAGCAAUUAGGUGCAUCCCUGACUCAU
Paralichthys olivaceus (Japanese flounder) is the source of this 5769-nucleotide messenger RNA. RefSeq names its product von Willebrand factor C domain containing 2 like (gene vwc2l). Gene Ontology annotation, biological process: negative regulation of BMP signaling pathway. Gene Ontology annotation, cellular component: AMPA glutamate receptor complex. The record is from RefSeq and is a predicted model, not a curated record. NCBI's taxonomy places the organism in Eukaryota, Metazoa, Chordata, Actinopteri, Pleuronectiformes, Paralichthyidae. Gene Ontology annotation, molecular function: protein binding.